Rangifer tarandus platyrhynchus (Svalbard reindeer) is the source of this 2526-nucleotide messenger RNA. The record is from the annotation of a GenBank genome assembly. Lineage: Eukaryota; Metazoa; Chordata; Mammalia; Artiodactyla; Cervidae.
AUGUUGUUUACCGUAAGCUGUAGUAAAAUGAGCUCACUUGUUGACAGAGAUGACGGUAGUAUUUUUGAUGGGUUGGUGGAAGAAGAUGACAAGGACAAAGCAAAAAGAGUAUCUAGAAACAAAUCUGAAAAGAAGCGUAGAGAUCAGUUUAAUGUUCUCAUUAAAGAACUGGGAUCCAUGCUUCCUGGUAAUACUAGAAAGAUGGACAAAUCUACUGUUCUACAGAAGAGCAUCGAUUUUUUACGAAAGCAUAAAGAAAUCACUGCACAGUCAGACGCUAGUGAAAUUCGACAGGACUGGAAACCUACAUUCCUUAGUAAUGAAGAGUUUACACAAUUAAUGCUAGAGGCUCUUGAUGGUUUUUUUUUAGCAAUCAUGACAGAUGGAAGCAUAAUAUAUGUGUCUGAGAGUGUAACUUCAUUGCUUGAACAUUUACCGUCAGAUCUUGUGGAUCAAAGUAUAUUUAAUUUUAUCCCAGAAGGGGAACAUUCAGAGGUUUAUAAAAUACUCUCUACCCAUCUGCUGGAAAGUGAUUCAUUAACUCCUGAAUAUUUAAAAUCAAAAAAUCAGUUAGAAUUUUGUUGUCAUAUGCUUCGAGGAACUAUAGACCCAAAGGAGCCAUCUACUUAUGAAUAUGUGAAAUUUAUAGGAAAUUUCAAAUCUUUAAACAGUGUAUCCACUUCAGCACACAAUGGUUUUGAAGGAACAAUACAACGCACACAUAGGCCUUCUUAUGAAGAUAGAGUUUGUUUUGUAGCUACUGUCAGAUUAGCUACACCUCAGUUCAUCAAGGAAAUGUGCACUGUUGAAGAACCUAAUGAAGAGUUUACAUCUAGACAUAGUUUAGAGUGGAAGUUUCUAUUUCUAGAUCACAGGGCACCACCCAUAAUAGGAUAUUUGCCAUUUGAAGUUCUGGGAACAUCAGGCUAUGAUUACUAUCAUGUGGAUGACCUAGAAAAUUUGGCAAAAUGUCAUGAGCACUUAAUGCAAUACGGAAAAGGCAAAUCUUGUUACUAUAGGUUCCUGACCAAAGGACAGCAGUGGAUUUGGCUUCAGACUCAUUAUUAUAUCACUUACCAUCAGUGGAAUUCAAGGCCAGAGUUUAUUGUUUGUACUCAUACCGUAGUAAGUUAUGCAGAAGUUAGGGCCGAAAGACGACGAGAACUUGGCAUUGAAGAGUCUCUUCCGGAGACAGCUGCUGACAAAAGCCAAGAUUCUGGGUCUGAUAAUCGUAUAAAUACAGUUAGUCUCAAGGAAGCGUUGGAAAGGUUUGAUCACAGCCCAACUCCUUCUGCUUCUUCCCGGAGUUCAAGAAAAUCAUCUCACACAGCAGUCUCGGACCCUUCCUCUACACCAACAAAGAUCCCAACAGAUACUAGCACUCCUCCCAGACAACAUUUACCAGCUCAUGAAAAGGUGGCACAAAGGAGGUCAUCAUUUAGUAGUCAGUCUAUAAAUUCCCAGACUGUUGGUCAGUCAUUAACGCAGCCUGUGAUGUCUCAAUCUGCAAAUUUACCAGUUCCACAAGGCAUGUCCCAGUUUCAGUUCUCAGCUCAGUUAGGAGCCAUGCAGCAUCUCAAAGACCAAUUGGAGCAGCGGACUCGGAUGAUAGAGGCGAAUAUUCAUCGGCAACAAGAAGAACUAAGAAAAAUUCAAGAACAGCUUCAAAUGGUUCAUGGUCAAGGGCUGCAGAUGUUUUUACAACAGUCAACCCCUGGAUUGAAUUUUGGUUCUGUUCAACUUUCUUCUGGAAAUUCAUCUAAUAUCCAGCAGCUUGCACCUAUAAAUAUGCAAAGCCAGGUUGUUCAAACUAACCAGAUUCAAAGUGGAAUAAAUACUGGACACAUUGGCACAACUCAGCAUAUGAUACAACAGCAGACUUUACAAAGUACAUCAAGUCAGCAGAGUCAACAGAAUGUACUGAGUGGGCACAGUCAACAAACAUCUCUUCCCAGUCAGACACAGAGCACCCUUACAGCCCCACUGUAUAACACUAUGGUGAUUUCUCAGCCGACGGCCGGAAGCAUGGUCCAGAUUCCAUCUAGUAUGCCACAAAACAGUCCCCAGAGUGCUGCAGUAACUACGUUCACUCAGGACAGACAGAUCAGAUUUUCUCAAGGUCAGCAGCUUGUGACCAAAUUAGUAACUGCUCCUGUGGCCUGUGGGGCGGUCAUGGUACCCAGCGCGAUGCUUAUGGGUCAGGUGGUGACUGCCUACCCCACCUUUGCCCCACAGCACCCGCAGUCACAGACACUGUCAGUCACGCAGCAGCAGCAGAGCUCCCAGGAGCAGCCGCUCCCGCCAGUUCAGCAGCCGUCGCAGGCUCAGCUGGCUCAGCCGCCGCAGCAGUUUCUACAGACUUCCAGGUUGCUCCAUGGGAACCCUUCAGCUCAGCUCAUCCUCUCUGCUGCAUUUCCUCUUCAGCAGAGCACUUUCCCUCAGUCACACCACCAGCAGCAACAGCAGCAGCUGAGCCGGCACAGGACUGAAAGUUUGACGGAUCCUUCCAAGGUUCAGCCACAGUAG